Messenger RNA from Paramecium pentaurelia, 1928 nucleotides. The record is from the annotation of a GenBank genome assembly. Lineage: Eukaryota; Ciliophora; Oligohymenophorea; Peniculida; Parameciidae.
AUGAGAAUGGUAAAAAAUUUGGUAGAUGGUAUAUUUGGUAAAAGGAGGACGAAGUAUAAUAAAAAAGGUAAUAAUGAAAAAGUGAUAAUUCUAAAUCUUUUAGUGGAGAGAAAUUAUAUGAUGAAGAAGGAGAUGGCAUUAAAACUUGUAAGUGGAUUAAUUUGGAUGAUAAAUUUGAUUGGAAUAAAUAAAUAACAUAUAAUGGUGAAUUUAUAAAUGGGAACAAAGUUGGUAAAUGGGAUAUUUGGUUUAAUAAGGAUAGAGGAGAAAUUAAGUAAUAAAUAAAGACGUAAAAAUAUGGUAUUAUAGGAGCGUGAUGAAUAAUAAUAUAGCUUAGGUGAGUCAUAGAAUAGGUGGGACUCGAAAUUGAAAAGUUGGGUGGAAAUAUGGGAUGGCUAGCAGUGGAAUUCUUAUGUAUCAUAUGAUGAUGAAUAUAUAAAUGGUAAAAAAAUUAGUAGAUGGAAUAUCUGGUAUAAGGAGAGAGUAGAAAAUAAAUAAAAUAAAAAGAUGUAAUAUUAGAUAAUGUGAGCAUGCAUAGUGAGGGAGGAUCAUAUGAGGAAGGAGGUGCAAAGCUGUGUAAUUGGGUGAAAAAUUGGGAUGGAUAUAAGUGGAAUGCUUAUGUAACUUAUUGUGGUCAAUAUCUAAAUGGGAAUAAAGUUAGUAGAUGGGAUAUUUGGUAUAAGGAAAGAGGAGAAAAUUAAUAAAACAAAAAGAUGUAAAAAUAUUAUAUAAUUUGAAUAUGAAUAGUGGUGGUGGAUCAUAUGACGAAGAAGGUAAGAAGUUGGGCAUUUGGGUGGAAAUAUGGGCAGACUAUUAGUGGAAUGCUUGUGUAACUUUUAAUGGUUAAUAUAUAAAUGGAAAUAAAUUUGGUAGGUGGGAUAUUUGGCAUAAAUUUAAUAAGAUGUAAAAUAAUAUUAAUCUUUCAAAUAAUAAUUUAGUGGUGGUGGAUCAUAUGAUGAAAAAGGUGAGAAAAGGGGUAAUUGGGUGGAAAUUUGGGAUAUGUAUAAUGGUCUAAAUUAAGUAACUUAUUCUGGAGAUUAUAAAAAUGGCAAGAAAGUUGGGUUAUGGUAUAUUUGGCAUUAAGAUCAGAAGAUGUAAAAGAUUGUAUAUGAAGGGAAUAUCAAAUAUAACAUAGUGGUUGCGGAUCAUAUGAUAAAGAAAGUAUGAAGUAAGGUAAUUGGGUUGAAUUAUGGAAUGGCUAUUCGUGGAAUGCUUAUGUAACUUAUAGUGGUUAAUAUAAAAAUGAUAAUAGAGUUGGUAAAUGGGAUAUUUGGUAUCAAGUGUAUGGGAUUAAUAAUAUGAUGUAAUAAUAUUAUCUAAAGUUAUACCUAUUGAGUAUUAUAGUGGUAAUGGAUCGUAUGAUGAAGGAGGUCUGAAGUAAGGUAAUUGGAUGGAAUUCUGUAAGAAUUUUGGGAAGAAAUUUGGAGGGACUGAAUUUACCUUUAAUGGAAAUUAUAUGAAAGGAAAAAAAAUUGGCUAAUGGAAUAUAUGGGAUGUCAAUAAAAAGAUGUAAAAAUUAAAUAAUAACAUAGGGGUGGUGGAUAGUAUGAUGAAGGAGGAGUAAAGUUUGGUAAUUAGGUAGAAAUAUGGCAAUGUGAAAAUUGGUAAUCUUAUCUAAUUUAUAAUGGGAAAUAUAAAAAUGGUAAUAGAGUUGGUUAAUGGGAUAUUUGGUAUCAAGUGAAUGGGAUUAAUAAUAAGAUGUAAAAAUAUUUUCUAAUGUGAUAUCGAAUGAAUAUUAUAGAGGAGGUGGUUAAUAUGAUGAAAGAGGUGCAAAGUUUGGUAAUUGGGUUGAAAUGAAAUUUGACAUCUGGUAUAAUAGUUAAUACACAUUAAAUGGGGAAUAUAAAAAUGGUAAAAAGGUUGGUAUAUGGAUUGAAUUGAAUAGAGGUAAGAAUGAGAAACUUAGUGAGAUCAUAUAUGAUUAUUGA